Molecule: messenger RNA, 1735 nt
Organism: Cataglyphis hispanica
Lineage: Eukaryota; Metazoa; Arthropoda; Insecta; Hymenoptera; Formicidae
Exons: 2
Coding region: 181-1620 (479 amino acids)
Source: RefSeq, a predicted model, not a curated record
CAUGAUUGAAGAGACUACCAUAACAAGUACUUCAAUUCAUUCGAAAAGAGUAUAAAAUAUUUACGUUACGAUAGUUACGUGUAGCAGCAGUGAAUUUUCACGCAAACAUUUUUCUUAUCAAAGGGUUCAGCAUUUGGAAUUUUGCAAAUCUCUACAAGACAAUUUGAAUCGUCACACAAAAUGAGGCAAUCCAAUAAACUGAAAGAAAUGUUCGACGAGAAUUUGGUGCGAGACACUACCGGAUUUUUUGAUGAUUACGCAGAAAAUAACAUCGCUUUCAAGGAAGAAAUCCAGAAGAACAAUAAUAAUUUCAUGUGCGACUUUGACUCAACUACAAAUGAUUGCAACAAGUCGACUCCUGUUUCAUCGAACUCCCUUACCGAUCAACACAAGAAAUUUAUAACAAUGUGCAAACAAGAACUCGGCAGCGAUUUACCGAUGGAUUUUAAUCGAUGGACACUCAAGGAACAAUACGAUCAUCUUGUAAACAACACUAGUAAAUAUUUUCCAAACAUACCCGAAUCCCUGAGAUUCGUCUUGCCGGCGACUUUCGAGGAUGGAGACUGCGGUCGACCGAUGAAUGAGAGGCCGAGUUGGCUAGACAUGGACAAGUUUUAUCGAGGGCAACAAUUUGCUUUGCGUUAUAUUUGCGUUCUCUCCAUAAGCAACCUGAUGGGACUAUUGCAAAUAUUCAGCUUUGCCGACGGAUUAAAGCCAUUGAUCCUAAGCCAGAAGUCCAAUACGCCGUAUCGCGUCUUCAAGCGCUACCUAUCAACAAUUAAUCGUUUCAGAAACUGGUACACGAGCGAUCCUUGGUGCGAAGGAACGCAAGCCUAUCGCGACAUCCAGACAGUACGAAGGAUGCAUCGCACCAUGAGAAAAAAAUUGUGCAGCAUGAGCGAUGAGCAGAUUGACCUGGCUAGCGAGAUUUCGCAUAUAAAAUGCCCGGCGUUUAAAACGAUUGCGAGAGACUUCGCGGACUCGUGUCCAAUGGCGAAAAGCUGGCAAUGUCCGUAUACGAUGUUAAGAAUGAAGGGUUUGAAUCAGGGCGACAUGUCGGGCACGCAGUUUGCCUGCAUGGGUCUGAUAGUGCUCUAUCCGGAGUGGUUUGGAAUGUAUGACGCCAGUGACGAAGAUCUGGAAGCGUUCUGUCAUCUUUGGCGAGGGCUAGGCUACCUGCUGGGCAUCGAGGAUCGAUACAAUUUUUGCCGCGGCAGUUUGCAGGACGUACGUCAACGUGCCAAGGACUUUAUCGAGCAUUGGGUAAAGCCAAACUUUCGCAUGGUGACGACGGAAUGGGAGCACAUGAGUUUAUGCCUCUACGAGGGCAUCAAUGAUAUCUCUGGUUUCAACAAUUAUAAAGUCUUUCUGUUCUACCUAUGCGACAUGUUCAAGCUCAACAUGCCUCGCCUGUACAAUUCUUUCAGUUUGUCAGAAAGAAUAAUGUACGCACUAUUGAAGUUUCUGUUCCGUUAUUUAAUCAAAUUGCCAGGUGUUCUUUCCUUCAUAAAUGUCAUGUUUCACAAAAAUCUGAAUCAAGCGGCAAACUUAGGACCUAAAAAACAUGCCAAGCUUAAAAAGAAGUUAUCCAAGAUCAUCCCGUUGUCAUCUAAGAUAUAACUCUUUGAUGUUAAAUUUGAAGUUUUUACGUUCUUCACUUAUUUUUGUAAUAGUAUCAGCGAUUAUGAUAUUAGUUUAUGAGAAUAUAUAGAAAGUAUAUCAAAAGUUAUUUUAU